Messenger RNA from Sorex fumeus (smoky shrew), 6720 nucleotides. It is a transcript of the gene ACAN, whose product is annotated as aggrecan. The record is from RefSeq and is a predicted model, not a curated record. Lineage: Eukaryota; Metazoa; Chordata; Mammalia; Eulipotyphla; Soricidae. The coding region runs from base 256 to 6639 and encodes 2127 amino acids. Gene Ontology annotation, molecular function: hyaluronic acid binding; calcium ion binding. The transcript is spliced from 19 exons. Gene Ontology annotation, biological process: cell adhesion.
UGGGGCCGCCAGACUCGCGCCCGCUCGGACCGGCCCGCGCGCUCCAGCAUCCCCAAGGCCAGUUUUAGCAGCCGGGUGCUGCGGACACUACCGCGGACGCGACCUGCGGGACAGCACCGGGCAGGAGAGGCGAGGCCGGCCCCGCCUGAGCUGCACCCCGAGAUCCGGGCACCCCAGGAGCCCCCCGCCACCCGCCUGCGCCCCGCGCGGGGACAGAAGUUCUGGAAGAAGCAGCGCGACUCCUCCAGGUGAACUAUGAGCGCUUUACUCCUGCUCUUGGCAGCUCUGAGGGCCGUCACCGCCACCGACUCCAUGCACAUGUCAGCCCCUGACAACUCCCUGAGCGUCAGCAUCCCUGAGCCGUCCCCGCUGCGGGCGCCCCUGGGCAGCACCAUCACCAUCCCCUGCUACUUCAUCGACCCCGUGCUCCCCGUGACCACGGCCCCCGCCACCGCCCCGCUCAGCCCCCGGAUCAAGUGGAGCCGCGUGUCCAAGGAGAGGGAGGUGGUGCUGCUGGUGGCCACGGAGGGGCAGGUGCGGGUCCACAGCGCCUACCAGGACCGCGCGUCCCUCCCCAACUACCCGGCCAUCCCCAGCGACGCCACGUUGGAGAUGCGCAGCCUGCGUGCCAAUGACUCCGGCGUCUACCGCUGCGAGGUGGUCCAUGGCGUGGACGACAGCCAGGCCACGGUGGAGCUGGCGGUGAAAGGCAUCGUGUUCCAUUACAGAGCCAUCUCCACACGCUACACACUGGAUUUCGACCGCGCGCAGCGGGCCUGCCUGCAGAACAGUGCCAUCAUCGCCAGCCCCGAGCAGCUGCAGGCCGCCUACGAGGACGGCUUCCACCAGUGUGACGCCGGCUGGCUGGCCGACCAGACCGUCCGGUACCCCAUCCACACGCCCCGGGAGGGCUGCUACGGGGACAAGGAUGAGUUCCCAGGCGUGAGGACCUACGGCCUGCGGGACACCAAUGAGACCUACGAUGUCUACUGCUUUGCUGAGGACAUGGAGGGCGACGUCUUCUAUGCCACCUCCCCCGACAAGUUCACCUUCCAGGAGGCAGCGGCUGAGUGCCGGCGGCUUGGCGCGCGGCUGGCUACCACGGGCCAGCUCUACCUGGCCUGGCAGGCCGGGAUGGACAUGUGCAGUGCGGGCUGGCUGGCCGACCGAAGCGUGCGCUAUCCCAUCUCCAAGGCCCGGCCCAACUGCGGCGGGAACACGCUGGGCGUGAGGACCGUGUACCUGCACGCCAACCAGACGGGGUACCCCGACCCCUCGUCCCGCUUCGAUGCCAUCUGCUACACAGGUGAAGACUUUGUGGACAUCCCAGAAGACUUCUUCGGGGCCGGUGGCGAGGACAUCACCAUCCAGACGGUCACGUGGCCCGACCUGGAGCUGCCCCUGCCUCCCCGGAACAUCACCGAGGGGGAGGCCCGGGGCAACGUGAUCCUCACAGCAAGGCCCAUCUUCGAGGUGCCCCCGACAGCACCUGAGCCCCAGGAGCCCUUCAGCUUCGAGCCCGACCUGGAGGCCACUGGCUUCCCCGGGGCCGAGAACGAGACUGGGGGGGCCCCUGGGCCCUGGGACUUUGCGGAGGUGCCAACGGCUGGUCCAGGCUCAGUCACCUCCUUCACCAGCGACGACUUGGUGGUGCAGGUGACCGCGGCCCCGGGAGCUGCCGAAGUCCCUGGACAGCCGCAACUGGCCAGGGGGGUCGUGUUCCACUACCGCCCGGGCUCCACCCGCUACGCGCUGACCUUCGAGGAGGCCCAGCAAGCGUGUCUGCGCACCGGGGCAGUCAUGGCCUCCCCAGAACAGCUGCAGGCCGCCUACGAGGCAGGCUACGAGCAGUGUGAUGCCGGCUGGCUGCGGGACCAGACAGUCAGGUACCCCAUCGUGAGCCCUCGGACCCCCUGUGUGGGGGACAAGGACAGCAGCCCCGGGGUCCGGACAUACGGUGUGCGCCCCCCGUCCGAGACCUACGACGUUUACUGCUAUGUGGACCGGCUGGAGGGGGAGGUUUUCUUCAUCACCCGCCUGGAGCAGUUCACCUUCCAGGAAGCCCUGGCCGCCUGUGCCAGCCACAAUGCCACCCUGGCGUCCACGGGCCAGCUCUAUGCCGCCUGGAGCCGCGGCCUGGACAAGUGCUAUGCGGGCUGGCUGGCUGACGGCAGCCUCCGGUACCCCAUUGUGACCCCACGGCCCGCCUGCGGUGGGGACAAGCCGGGCGUGAGGACGGUCUCGCUCUACCAGAACCAGACAGGCCUCCCGGACCCCCUGUCUCGACACCACGCCUUCUGCUUCCGAGGUACAUCUGCAGUGCCAUCUCCCGGAGAAGAUGGGGACACCCCCACACUGUCCUCAGUCGAAGAGGACCUGAUGGUGACCCAAGUGGCCCCCGGAGUGGCUGCCGGUCCCCUGGAGGAAGAGAUGACCAUCACCCCUGGCUUCACAGAGCCUGAGAACCAGACGGAGUGGGUGCCCGAGCACACCCCCGCCAGCCAGUACCCACUGCCAGGGCCCCCUCCCACAUGGCCUCCCACGGACACAGCCACAGAGGAAGGCACAGAAGGGCCCUUCGUGUUGCCCGGGGCCUCGGAGGAGAUGUCCACACUCCCCCCACUGCAGCCCCGCGGGACCCAGCUGCCAGGUGCUGAGGAGACAUCCGGGGACCUCUCGGGCAGUGGAGAUGUUUCUGGCCACCUGCACGCCAGCGGGCAGCCCUCAGAAGGCCUGGACUCCACUGCCCGCCCUGACCUGGGCUCAGGCCUGCCCGAAGAGAGUGGAUCAGCCUCUGGGGAUGGAGACAGAAUUGUGGGCGCCAACGUCCCUGAAGUUGGAAAGCUUCCACCAGGAGGCAAGGAACUUGAGGGUCCGGCCUCUGGGGGUGAGGAGCUCAGUGGACUUGCUUCUGGAGAAAUUCCAGAAGUUUCUGUCUCUGGAGAAAGAGAGUUUGGUGGUGUUCCUUCUGGAGAAGGUCCAGAAGUUUCUGCCUCUGGAGAAAGAGAGUUUGGUGGUGUUCUUUCUGGAGAAGGUCCAGAAGUUUCUGCCUCUGGAGAAGGACAGUUUGGUGGUGUUCCUUCUGGAGAAGGUCCAGAAGUUUCUGCCUCUGGAGAAGGACAGUUUGGUGGUGUUCCUUCUGGAGAAGUUCCAGAAGUUUCUACCUCUGGGGGACAGGAGCUCAGUGGAAUUAGUUCUGGAGAAGUUCCAGAAGUUUCUGCCUCUGGAGAAGGGGAGUUCACUGGAAUUCUUUCUGGACAAGCUCCAGAAGUUUCUGCCUCUGGAGGACAGGAGUUCAGUGGUGUUCCUUCUGGAGAAGUUCCAGAAGUUUCUGCCUCUGGGGGACAGGAGCUCAGUGGAAUUAGUUCUGGAGAAGUUCCAGAAGCUUCUGCCUCUGGAGAAGGGGAGUUCACUGGAAUUCUUUCUGGACAAGUUCCAGAAGUUUCUGCCUCUGGAGGACAGGAGUUCAGUGGUGUUCCUUCUGGAGAAGUUCCAGAAUUUUCUGCCUCUGGGGGAAAGGAGCUCAGUGGAAUUAGUUCUGGAGAAGUUCCUGAAGUUUCUGCCUCUGGAGAAGGGGAGUUCACUGGAAUUCUUUCUGGACAAACUCCAGAAAUUUCUGCCUCUGGAGGACAGGAGUUCAGUGGUGUUCCUUCUGGAGAAGUUCCAGAAUUUUCUGCCUCUGGGGGAAAGGAGCUCAGUGGAAUUAGUUCUGGAGAUGUUCCAGAAGCUUCUGCCUCUGGAGAAGGAGAGUUCACUGGAACUCCUUCUGGAGAAGAUCUAGAAGCUUCUGCCUCUGGCAGAGGGGUGUUCACUGGAGUGCUUUCUGGAGUUCCAGAAGCUUCUGCCUCUGGAGAUGAUGACCUUGGGGCCCUUCCUUCUGGAAGGGAAAGUCUAGAAACUUCUGCUUCUGGGCUUGAGGGCCUCAGCGGCUCAGCCCCUGGGAAGGGGGACUUUGGAGGCUCUGCUUCUGGAGCCUGGGACCUCGGUGGGUUGCCCUCUGGAGUCCUGGGCAGUGGGCUCACACCAGAAGUCAGUGGCCUUCCCUCAGGACUUGGUGAGUAUUCUGGGGUGGACCUUGGGAGUGGCCCUUCCUCUGGCCUGCCUGACUUCAGUGGACUGCCCUCGGGCCUCCCCACAGUCUCCCUGGUGGACACCACUCUGGUGGAGGUUCUCACGACCACCACCGCGGGGGAACUGGAGGGGCGGGGGGCCAUGGGUGUCAGCGGUGCUGGUGAAGUCUCUGGACUGCCCUGGGGCAGCGAGCUGGACAUCAGUGGGGCGGCCAGUGGAUUUUCUUCAGGGGCCGAACCCAGCGGCCAGGCCCCUGGAGCUCCUGACAUCAGCGGGCGGGUAUCAGGGUUCCCCGGGGAAACAUCCGGGAUGCCUGAUCUCAGCGGACUCUCCUCGGGACAACCAGACAUCAGCGGAGAAGCUUCUGGCAUUCUGGUGGGCAGUGGUCAACCAUUCGGUGUGACCGGGGUGAGUGAAGGAGAAUCAGGGGUCCGCGAUGUCAGCGGGCAGCCCUCAGGGUGGCCAGAGCUCCAUGGGACCCCCUCUGGGGCGACAAGUGGCAGUGGGGACGUCACCUUUGUGGACACCCAUUUGGUGGAAGCGGUCCCAACCCCGUUUAAGGGACAGGAAGGCUUGGGGUCCGUGGAGCUCAGCGGCCUCCCUUCUGGGGAGACCGAGCUCACAAGCGCCUCUGGCACGGUGGAGGGCAGCGGCCGGGUGCUCGGAGCUGCAGAGUCCUGGGAGCUGAGCCCGCGGCCCACAGACCUCCGAGGGCUGCCGAGCAGUGAGGCGGAGGUGAGCGGAGACGCUUCGGGAGCAGAGGCUGGGAGCGGGGGUACCUCUGGCCUCCCCACGGUCUCACUGGUGGACAGGACUUUGGUGGAGUCUGGAACCCCAGCUCCCACUGCCCAGGAAGCAGAAGGACCUUCAGGCGUCUGGGAACUCAGUGGGGUCCCUUCGGGUCUCGGGGACCUAAGCGGACUCCCGUCUGGUCCAGCGGAGCCCAGCGGAACUCCCGCAAGCUCCCCACCUUUCAGCGAAGAUUUUCCCAGCGCCACCGCUGACAUCAGCGGGGACGGCUCUGCAGCCACGGGCACCAGCGAGGAACCCUCAGGGCUCCCGGAAGUCCUGGAGGGAGUCACGAGCCCCACAAUUCUGCAGGAACUGGGCCAACGGCCCCCAGAAACUCAAUUCCCCCGGGUGCCAGAGUCCAGUGGAGACGUAUCAGGAUCUGGGGACAUGAGCGGGAGCAUUCCAGGAUCCAAGACGGAAACCUCGGAGGUGCCAGAAUUCAGCAAAGAAACAUCUGCUUACCCUUCACCUGAAAUGGGGGUGUCGGCCACCCCCGAGGCCAGCGGAGGAGCCUCAGGGUCCCCUGACCUGAGUCAAGUGCCCUCAUCCUUCCCGGGGACAGCGUGGGAGGACUCCACCGCCCCGGAGCUGAGUGGAGAACCGGCAGAGCCCACUGACGCCACGUAUGUAAGCACCCGUGAUGCUUCGGGCUGGACUCUGGCCCCACCCCCGGCUUCUGGAGACAGGAUGGAGGGCAGCAGCUCCGGCCUGGACAUCAUCAUCGCCACACGAGUCCCUGAGUCUGAGUGGACCCAGGAGAGUCAGCCGCCUGCCGAGGCUCUGGUGGAAACCGAGGCAUCCAGCCCACUGCACUCGGGAGAAGACGACCAAACAGCCACUGCUGCCAGCCCCUCCACAGACGACGUGUCCAGCCUCCCGGAAGACGCUGAUGAGGCGGGAGACUCCUCUGCAGUUCGCCCCAGGUCCUGUGCCGAGGCCCGCUGUGGCGCUGGGACCUGCCAGGAGACAGAGGAUGGUGUGGUGUGCCUGUGCCCCGCUGGUCACGCCGGUGAGCACUGCGACAUAGACAUUGACGAGUGCUUCUCAAGCCCUUGUCGGAACGGAGGCACCUGCGUGGACGGGGCUGCCGCUGUUACAUGCUUGUGCCUUCCCAGCUACCGAGGCGACCUGUGCGAGACCGACCAGGAGCUGUGCCAAGAGGGCUGGACCAAGUUCCAGGGCCACUGCUACCGCCACUUCCCCGAGCGCGCCAGCUGGGCGGACGCUGAGGGCCGCUGCCGGGAGGAGGAGGCGCAUCUCAGCAGCAUCCUGACCCCCGAGGAGCAGGAGUUCGUCAACAGCAAUGCCCAGGACUACCAGUGGAUCGGCCUGAAUGACCGCACCAUCGAAGGGGACUUCCGCUGGUCAGACGGGCACUCCUUGCUAUAUGAGAACUGGAGGCCCAACCAGCCCGACAACUUCUUUGCUACCGGCGAGGACUGCGUGGUGAUGAUCUGGCACGAGAAGGGGGAGUGGAAUGACGUGCCCUGCAACUACCACCUGCCGUUCACCUGCAAAAAGGGCACAGUGGCCUGCGGACAGCCCCCCGCGGUGCAGCACGCGCGGCCCCUGGGCCGGCCCAAGGCGCGCUACGAGAUCAACGCGGUGGAGCGUUACCAGUGCGCGCGGGGCUUCGUCCAGCGCCACGUGCCCACCGUCCGCUGCCUGCCCAGCGGCCAGUGGGAGGAGCCCCGGGUCACCUGCACGGACGCCGCCACCUACCAGCGCAGACGCCGGCAGCGGAGCCCGCGGCGGCACCGACCCGCAGGACACUGAGCCCGCAGCCCGCCAGGCUGACCGCUGGCCCUCAGGGAGCCGCUGUCCAGGAGAGGGAGCCAGCCAGGCCCCUCCACCGAG